AGGAACCGGAAGCAGGGGUUAUAAAGCAAAAGAAGCCCAGCACUGCGCUGGGGUUUUCUCUCCCAUUCUUCUCACCGUCCUAUUCAAAUCUAAACUUGAGGCUCUUGCCCACCCGGCUGGCAUCGCUUUCGCCAUGGCCCUCAGCGAUGCUGACGUGCAAAAGCAGAUUAAACACAUGAUGGCUUUCAUUGAACAGGAAGCUAAUGAGAAAGCAGAAGAAAUAGAUGCAAAGGCAGAAGAAGAGUUUAACAUUGAGAAAGGUCGUCUUGUGCAAACCCAAAGACUGAAGAUUAUGGAAUACUAUGAGAAGAAAGAAAAGCAGAUUGAACAGCAAAAGAAGAUUAAGAUGUCCAAUUUGAUGAAUCAAGCAAGGCUCAAAGUCCUCAGAGCUAGAGAUGACCUUAUCACAGACCUACUAAAUGAAGCAAAGCAGAGACUCAGCAAGGUGGGAAAAGAUACAACCAGGUACCAAGUGCUGCUGGAUGGACUGGUCCUCCAGGGUUUGUACCAGUUGCUGGAGCCCCGAAUGAUUAUUCGUUGCAGGAAACAGGAUUUCCCUCUGGUAAAGGCGGCGGUGCAAAAAGCGAUUCCUAUGUACAAAAUUGCCACCAAAAAAGAUGUUGAUGUCCAAAUUGAUCAGGAGGCCUACCUACCUGAGGAUAUAGCUGGUGGCGUUGAGGUCUAUAGUGGAGAUCGUAAAAUAAAGGUUUCUAAUACUCUAGAAAGCCGGCUGGAUCUCAUAGCCCAGCAGAUGAUGCCAGAAGUACGGGGAGCCUUGUUUGGUGCAAAUGCCAACAGGAAGUUUUUGGACUAAGCCUUUAGGAGGUAGAAUUCUUUCCACUCUUCUGUUGCUAUGAUAUGGAAGUUUCUGAGAUUUGAAGAACCACGAUUAUCUAUGUAACUUCCUCUUUGCUGUUCUAAUAUUGUUCUGUACUUAUUAAUGGAAUACCCUUCUGUAGCUAAUGCCCUUGGCCCAGUUGUUAACAAUGGGAGAAAAGUUCUCUUAAAAUGAUCAGGAGCCUACCUUCAGUUCAUUUAAAAUUAAACAACUCUCAGUUGGUUCUGCAGCAUGAAGGGUAAGGGAUUGGAUGAUGGUUGCAUGAACUUCCCUGAGUCUUCCGCUCUUCUCAUCUAGUCUAGAGAAUGGUAUAUGUGGUAUGCUCUGUCUUUUAAGUCUAAAACACAUGUGGGGCAUGCAUUCCUUCCAGCUGUAGUAGCUUCAUAGUUACCUGUUUGGGCCUAGAAGUUUUCCUUAUCUGUAAAUGUGAUUUAAAAUCUAAGCCAUGAAAAUGCUUUGUUUAUUAAAACAAAAGGUUUGUGUGGA
Messenger RNA from Choloepus didactylus (southern two-toed sloth), 1324 nucleotides. It is a transcript of the gene ATP6V1E1, whose product is annotated as ATPase H+ transporting V1 subunit E1. Gene Ontology annotation, molecular function: proton-transporting ATPase activity, rotational mechanism. Gene Ontology annotation, cellular component: proton-transporting two-sector ATPase complex, catalytic domain. The coding region runs from base 134 to 814 and encodes 226 amino acids. Gene Ontology annotation, biological process: proton transmembrane transport. The record is from RefSeq and is a predicted model, not a curated record. NCBI's taxonomy places the organism in Eukaryota, Metazoa, Chordata, Mammalia, Pilosa, Megalonychidae. The transcript has 9 exons.